AUGCGUCAUCCAGUUGAUUCAAUAGCUUGGGAUACGAUAAAUCAUAAGUGGCCAGCUUUUGCAUCAGAUCCUAGAAAUCUCCGGCUUGGUCUUGCAACAGAUGGAUUCAACCCUUUUGGUGAUCUUAGUUCUAGAUAUAGUUGUUGGCCAGUUAUUUUAGUAAAUUACAACCUUCCUCCGUUGAUGUGCAUGGCGAAGGAAAAUCUUAUGUUGACAUUAUUGAUUCCAGGCCCGAAGCAACCAGGAAAUGAUAUAGAUGUAUACUUGGAACCCCUAGUGGAGGAUUUGAAGGAGUUAUGGGACAUUGGUGUGGAGACGUAUGAUGCAUUUAGCAAGUCAGUGUUCAAUAUGAAAGCUAUUUUGAUGUGGACAAUCAAUGAUUUUCCAGCUUAUGGAAACUUAGCUGGAUGUGCCACAAAAGGGAAAUUUGGUUGCCCAAUAUGUGGUGAAGGCAUAUCUUCUAUGUGGCUUAAGUAUAGUAGAAAGUUUGCAUAUUUAGGGCAUAGGAGAUUUCUUGCUCCUAAUCAUCCAUUCCGUCAGAAGAAGAAGUGGUUUGAUGGGAAUAAAGAGACAAAAGGAAAACCUAGGCCUCUGAAUGGAUUAGAAAUUCUUAAUGUAUUGAAAGACAUUGAAAAUGACUGGGGUAAAAAGAAAAUGGGUAAAGAUAUCAAUAAUACAAAGAAAAAGAGGAAGGAGCGUGAUGGUUCAAAAAAAGGGCUCCUGCUACGUCAUAACUUAGAUGUUAUGAAUGUUGAAAAGAAUGUUUGCGAGAAUAUCAUAGGUACAAUGUUAAACUUAAAGAAAAAAUCAAAAGAUGGUGUUAACGCUCGCAAAGAUUUGAGGAACUUAAAUAUUAGAAAAGAAUUACAUCCUCAAGAAAAAGGAGAAAACAUGUAUCACUUGCCGGCUGCACCUUACACAUUGUCUAAAAAAGAAAUGGACGUAUUUUGUUCUAGGUUGAAGAAAAUAAAGUUACCUGAUGGUUAUAGCUCAAAUAUUGGUAACUGUGUUUCUUUAGAAGAACGAAAGCUUAUUGGGUUGAAAUCUCAUUAUUGUCAUGUUCUUAUGCAACAAUUGCUUUCAGUAGCAUUGAGAAGUCUUUUACCAAAAGGUCCACGUAAUGCUAUAUUUUUGCUUUGUGCAUUUUACAAUGAGUUAUGUCAAAGAGUGUUAGAUAGGAACCGUCUAGAACAACUCGAAGAGAAUAUUGCUGAAACUUUAUGCAUGUUGGAGAGGUACUUUCCACCAGCUUUCUUUACCAUCUCUGUUCAUUUGACAAUUCAUUUAGCAAGAGAGGCUCGCCUAUGUGGGCCAGUUCAAUUCCGCUGGAUGUAUCCAUUUGAAAGAUUUAUGAAAAUGCUUAAAGGCUAUGUGAAGAACCGAGCAAGGUCAGAGGGUUGCAUAGCUAAGUGUUACCUUGCAGAAGAACGAAUGCGAUUUUGUAGUGCUUAUAUAAAAAAAGCUGCUUGUAUUGGUCUCCGAUCUAAUCAGAAUGACGAUUUGGAAAAUGGAGUAGUGGAAGAAAUUGAUCCUUACAUACAGAUGCACAUUGAGGAGCUUAAACAAAUAGAUCGUCGUUUCUCAACACAUGGUCCAAGAAAGCAUGUUAUAUCAUAUACAGGUUAUAUUAUAAAUGGACAUCGGUUCCACACAAUUGAUGUUGGAAGGUCGACACAAGAUAGUGGUGUUUCAGUUGAAGCUGAUACUAUUUGGCAAUCUAGUUCUACUGAUUCACAUACAGUAGGAAGACAAUCGUACUAUGGGGUUAUACGAGAUAUUGUGUUACUAGACUAUUAUUUUUCCAAAGUACCUAUUUAUAGGUGUGAUUGGGCUAAUCCUGGAACUGGUAUCAAAAUGGAUGAUGGUUUUACACUUGUCAACUUACACCAAGGACUAAGGACUUUUGAAAAUGAUCCUUUCAUUUUAGAAUCACAAGCAAAGCAAGUUUUCUAUUCUAGGGAAAAUGAUGAAUCAAAUUGGUAUGUAUUGCUAAAAGCGCCACCUCGAGGUAUUCAUAACAUGGAUUUGCUUGAAGAGGAUGCAUAUACAUCAUCAAAACCUCUUGAUGUGUCUAGACUUAAGAUUAACAUUACUGAGAAAGAACCAUAUUCCAGAAAUGAGUGUGAGGGAAUUGAUGUUAUUGAUAUCCCAUGA
This is a messenger RNA of Zingiber officinale, 2154 nucleotides long. RefSeq lists its product as uncharacterized. NCBI's taxonomy places the organism in Eukaryota, Viridiplantae, Streptophyta, Magnoliopsida, Zingiberales, Zingiberaceae. The coding region runs from base 1 to 2154 and encodes 717 amino acids. The transcript has 6 exons. The record is from RefSeq and is a predicted model, not a curated record.